This is a messenger RNA of Manihot esculenta (cassava), 447 nucleotides long. Its product is annotated as F-box protein FBW2-like. The transcript is spliced from 2 exons. Bases 1 to 447 code for a protein of 148 amino acids. The record is from RefSeq and is a predicted model, not a curated record. Gene Ontology annotation, molecular function: protein binding. Lineage: Eukaryota; Viridiplantae; Streptophyta; Magnoliopsida; Malpighiales; Euphorbiaceae.
AUGUCACUGAUAAGAUGGUGGAAAAAGCAUGCUGAAUCACUAUCGAAUUUGACGAUCUUGGACAUCAGUUAUUGUUUGAAGAUCACAUGUGAAGGGCUUGUAGCAUUUGGAGAUAACUGCAAAUCCUUGAUACAUCUGAGAAAUAUGCCACCACCUGAAUGGGAGACGCCUGUGAAAAGAAAUUCUUCACACCUGAACGAUUGGCUUCAGCAUCUUGAACUUGCUUUUGGCUCAUUUGGAGAUUCUGGUCUUAAUGCCAUUCUUACCAAGUGCAAGGCUCUUUCUCAUCUUGAUAUUCAAGGCUGUUGGGGUGUGGAGCUGAAAGAUGAUAUGCAGUAUACAUGCAUGCAGCUUAGCUUUUUCAGGGGCCCCUGGAUUGAUGACUAUGUCAGUGAGAGUGAUGUGGAAGAUGACGAGGCUGCUUCUGCAGAUACUGAAUCUGAUUAG